AUGGUGCGGUCUGAUACAGCGGGCUCUGAGCCACGGUGCGAGGCUAGGCACUGGGGACUCCAGCAGCAGAUCUGUGACCUUGCAACUGAGCUCACAAGACAGGCAUCUUGGUGGUGUGCAGCUCACAAAGACCUCCAGAAUCAGAUUGAUGCCUUGACAAGGCAGAACCAGGAGCUCCGUGAGGACCUGAGGGCUCUGAAGCAGGGCGUGGAGGGCGCCAAAACCCUCAGACCCUCGCCAGCCACGGCAGAGGCAUCCGUCACUCUGCCACCAUUCAUAAGGACAGAGAGUGUCAACUCAGAGAAAAUCACAGCGUGGGACCAGAGAGAGGAUACCCCUUCCGGAAGUCUUCAAAAUGAAAGUACAGCAGUCACUGGUAGGAACUUAGAAGAGAGGCUGUCUACUGAUGAAAAGGAGAUGAGCCCAUCUUUCAAAAUUCUAUGCAAAGUCAGUGAUAGAAAAUCACCAGAACCAACUACUGAUACCACGUUCCAGGAGACAGAGUCGGUGGCCCACCCAUGCUCCUCCAAUCCAGAGAACUCUGAAGGGGAGAAUCUGGCCCGCUCAGGAACUUCCCGGGAAGUUCCUGACACCAAGACUGAGGAUGAGACGGACACCAAGACUAAGGAUGAGACGCAGGAAAAGCAGCACCCGAGUGGCAAGGUGGAGCAGGUGCUCAGGGAUGGCUGGACAAUCACCACCCUCCCCAAUGGCACCGGGAAGGAGGUCAAUGCGGACAAGAAGACGACCCUCAUCAAGUUUUUCAACGGUGACAUGAAGAAGGUCAAGCCAGAUCAGAGAGUGCUGCCACCUCCUGAAGCCACAGAGCUGGGUGGAGCAGAUGCCCCUGGGCUUGAGAACCUCAUGGUGGGAGCUGUCACCACACUGUCAGCUGUGGUCUGGGGGCUGGCCUUGGUGCUCCCGCCCCAGCUGAGGUCUCAGACCGGUCUUGGCAUCAGGAACACCUGCCCCCACCUCAUCGCCUCCCUCUUUGUAACUAUCCCCAUCCCCCUUUCUCUCCUUCCUUGGAAACCAAAGGAAGACAUGACUGUUAGAUACUUCACAGUCAAGCGGCAGCUCACAAGAUUUGCUCAGACGACACACACGACCUAUACCGAUGGUGUGGAAAUCGUGCAGUUUCCCAACAAGUGGACCGAGGUAUUCUACCCUGAUGGCUCCAAGGAAACUGUGUUUCCAGAUGGAACAAUUAAACAGCUCAAGGAUGGGUGCGAGGAGACCGUGUUUCCUGACAGGACAACUGUCACCGUGAAAAGGAACGGUGAUAAAACCAUCAUGUUCAGCAACGGCAAGAGAAAAAUUCACACAGCCAAGUUCAAGAGGAGGGAAUUCCCCGAUGGCACCACCAAGACGUACUGCAAUGGCUGCCAGGAGACCAAGUACGCCUCUGGGAGGGUCAGGGUCAAAGAUGAGACAGGAACCAUCAUCCUGGACUGGAAGUAG
Messenger RNA from Nannospalax galili (Upper Galilee mountains blind mole rat), 1461 nucleotides. RefSeq names its product centromere protein J-like. Gene Ontology annotation, molecular function: tubulin binding. Lineage: Eukaryota; Metazoa; Chordata; Mammalia; Rodentia; Spalacidae. Gene Ontology annotation, biological process: cilium assembly; centriole elongation. Gene Ontology annotation, cellular component: nucleus; centrosome; centriole. The record is from RefSeq and is a predicted model, not a curated record.